AUGGUGGAAUCCACUCAAUUUCCAUCAACUUCAAUGCGACAUUCAAUAGCUAUUUUGCCAGAAGAACUUAUGACUGAAAUACUUUCAAGGCUUCCAGUGAAACUUCUCUUGAAAUUCAGGUCUGUUUCUAAAUCUUGGCUUGCUUUAAUAUCUAGUCCUGAAUUUAUCAAGACCCAUCUUAGUGUAUCUGCUAAUAACAAAGAAUACACCCACCAUAGGCUUAUGUUGCAAUUUAUUGAACCUGGAUCCAUUUACAAGCUUAAGGAAUGUGCCCUUUGCUCUUUAUUGGAUGGGUCUGUUGUGGAAGUAUCAGAAUUGAAUAAUCCACCUGGGAAAUUUUGGGCUGCUAUGGGUUCUGUGAAUGGAUUGGUUUGUCUUGUCAAUGGAUUGUGUAUUUCUUUGUCAAUUACAAAAAAAAAAGUGGUUCUAUGGAAUCCAUCCAUUAGAAAGUAG
This is a messenger RNA of Lycium ferocissimum, 453 nucleotides long. Its product is annotated as F-box/kelch-repeat protein At5g15710-like. Bases 1 to 453 code for a protein of 150 amino acids. NCBI's taxonomy places the organism in Eukaryota, Viridiplantae, Streptophyta, Magnoliopsida, Solanales, Solanaceae. Gene Ontology annotation, molecular function: protein binding. The record is from RefSeq and is a predicted model, not a curated record. The transcript has a single exon.